AGAUUCAAUUCCCAAUCAAAUUUUUCAAACUCCAGCUGUUAAUAUAAAAAAUAAAUCUCAUUCUAAUAGUAGUGAUAUAACUCGAGCUGAAAUAGAUAAUAUGAUAAAAUCACAAUUAGCUUUAGCACCAACUACUUCUCUUCAGCCUACACAACCCGCUUCUUCUCAAAGACGAGAAGGACAAUUAUUACGACCCAGUCAAAUGGAACCAGAUAAAAUAUAUCAAGAUCUUAAUUUGCGCUUAAAUGACCCAAAAUGGCUUCGAUUGGAUGAGGCAAUGGAUCAUUUUAGUGCUUUAGCAGGUCCAUCUUAUCUGCAAACUUUAAUGAAUACAAUUAGUAAAGAAGUGAUAGAUAGAAUUACGCCUCUCUUACCUAAGAAGAAAAAAGAAACCACUCCCAUUACUGAUGAUGUAGAUGAAAUCACAAAGGGUAUGGCUGAGUUAUCGAUAAAUGAGGCUAUAUUCAAAGGUGUAUCUAAAGGUAUAUCACAAGGAAUGAAGGAAGUAUAUGCUAGUAAAUUAUCCUCCGCCAUAUGGCCUAAAAAGAAAUCAGAUACGAUUAUUGACUCACAAAUUCGAAAAAUUAUUCUAGUCAUGUUUAACGAUCCAGAG
Molecule: messenger RNA, 613 nt
Organism: Acaulospora morrowiae
Lineage: Eukaryota; Fungi; Glomeromycota; Glomeromycetes; Diversisporales; Acaulosporaceae
Source: the annotation of a GenBank genome assembly